GAUAGAGAGAUAUACUACUGGUGGGCUGGGUGCCCUGGCCUGGCGCCGUGUUCGAUCCAAAUCGAGAUUCCAUACUCGCGACAGCGAGAUCCAAAUCGAGAUUUCUCGACCUAGGUCUCGUCAAGCCACGAGUCAGCUGAUGCUCAAUCGGGUGAUGUCGAUGCAGCGGGAAACUCGUCGCCUGCAAAUCCAACCCCAUGAUGGACCAGCUGAUUCAAUGCUUCACAGAAAGGACUCAAACUGCACACAAGACCAUUGUUCCCAAGGUGGUGAAACACAAUGCCCUGGGCCACAUCUUCCAGAGAAAAUUUCUUCUGCGGUGACACAGUUAUCUCCAUCCUUAUUUGUUUUGCACUUCUAUAUAACAGAGAUUGACGGAUAUCUGGUGUCAUAUAUUCUCCCUACUGCCAAUGCAAGAUGCUGCUCGAGCUGCCUGCGUGUCUCAUGCAUUUAAACGUUCUUGGAGAUGCUAUCCAAACCUUGCUUUCAAUAUGAAAGCACUGGGCGUGGAUGAAAGAUCAUGUGGAGAGGAUGAAAUAGUAACAAAUUUCACCAGCAAAGUUGAUAACAUUUUGAAAAAUCACUCAUGCAUCGCCAUCAAAAAACUCGAGAUUGUUUUCCGUUAUUACGAUGACAAGGUAUGUAACCUUGAUAGCUGGCUUCAGACUGCUAUUACACCAGGGAUUGAAGAACUCACUGUUCAGCUAUCUACAAAGUCACGAAAGUAUUAUAACUUUCCGUGGUCACUUUUGGCUAAUGAGAAUGGGAAAUUGAUUCAGUAUCUAAAGCUUUCUUGUUGUGCUUUCUCUCCCACUGUCGGGCUGUGCUUGAAAAGUUUGUCAAGACUUGAGCUAUUUGAUGUUAAUAUUACGAGGGAUCAGAUGGGGUCCCUUCUUCACAACUUUUUUGCUUUGCAACGGAUGCAACUCAAGAAUUGCGAUAACAUAACUUGCUUAAAGAUGCCAUUUCAUCUGCAACACCUCAAAUACCUGGAAGUGUUUCACUGCAGCAGCCUGAAGGUUAUAGAGAUAGAAGCUCCAAACUUAUCUAAUUUUCAAUUUAUGGGUCUCCGCCAAGUACAACUAUCACUUGGAGUAGCAUUGCAAUUCAAGAAGUUUGACAUGUCCUUCCCCGGUGUUGUCAGUUAUGCAUGCACUAAUCUUUUGUCCAACUUGCAAUAUGUUGAAGCUCUUUCUCUAUGUUCACGUCGUGAGAUAAUUGAUACACCAGUGUUACCUAGCAAAUUCUUACAUCUCAAGCACUUGAGUGUUGAUCUUAAUGCAAUGACAUUUUCCCCGACCUACGACUAUUGUUCUCUAAUAUCCCUUUUUGAUGCUUCUCCUUCCUUGGAGACCCUUGUCCUGAAUGUGUUGCAGAGAAAGAUGUUGCACGAAUCAAUCGUCGGAGAUACAUCAAAUUUGAGGCAGAUGCCAGGACACCGCCAUGAUAGGCUUAAGACAGUGAAGAUCAUUGGUUUCUCCUCUGCGAAGAGCGUAGUAGAGCUAACAUGCCAUAUCAUUGAGAAUACGGCAUCACUUCAGUGCCUUACAUUGGACACCACAACAGGACAUCCUUGGCAUAGCUGUUUGACCAACUAUAGUGGAAAGUGCUUGGUGUUGCACGUGGAUUUUCUGGUGGAAGUUGGUAAAGGGCUCUUGGCUAUCAAGACAUACGUUGAGCCAAAAGUUCCCUCAAGAGUCAAGCUAAAUGUUGUGGAGCCUUGCCGCCGAUGCCAUGAUCUUGAACCGCUGUCAUGAUCUCGAACUUCAUAUGCAAGUCAUCAUAAGUACCCUACGGUUCCUGUAUAAGUUAAACUGGAACCUUGCUGCUGCUGCUGCUGCUAGCCGGGUUAUGUUCCCCAAACCCAAUGCUUAACAUGUACUCCCUCCGUUCCUAAAUAUGUCUUUGUAGAGAUUCCAUUAGGUGGACUACAUACGAAGCAAAAUGAAUGAAUCUAAACUUAAAAUGCAUCUA
Triticum aestivum (bread wheat) is the source of this 1974-nucleotide messenger RNA. Its product is annotated as F-box/LRR-repeat protein At3g58940. The transcript has 6 exons. Gene Ontology annotation, molecular function: protein binding. Bases 411 to 1757 code for a protein of 448 amino acids. The record is from RefSeq and is a predicted model, not a curated record. Lineage: Eukaryota; Viridiplantae; Streptophyta; Magnoliopsida; Poales; Poaceae.